Volvox carteri f. nagariensis is the source of this 2935-nucleotide messenger RNA. RefSeq lists its product as uncharacterized. The record is from RefSeq and is a predicted model, not a curated record. The transcript is spliced from 9 exons. Gene Ontology annotation, biological process: regulation of DNA-templated transcription; DNA-templated transcription; chromatin remodeling. Gene Ontology annotation, cellular component: HIR complex; nucleus. Gene Ontology annotation, molecular function: nucleosome binding; protein binding. The annotation marks the transcript as partial. Lineage: Eukaryota; Viridiplantae; Chlorophyta; Chlorophyceae; Chlamydomonadales; Volvocaceae.
AUGCCUGUGUUUGAUAAGCCGGAGUGGAUCCAUCAUGGCGGCGCGGCCAUCCUUGGAAUCGACAUCGACGCUUCGGGCGAGCGCCUGGCUACAUGCGGCUCGGAUAAGAAGAUCCGGAUAUGGUCCAUGCGACCUGUAAUAUCCGAGUCUGCAGAGCUAAACGCUUCCGUGCCCAAACAGCUCGCCGCGCUGAGCGAAUCCACCACGCCCGUCAACUGCGUCCGCUUCGCACCUGCGGGACGGCUGCUCGCCGCCGGCUCGGACGACUCAGACGCCUACGUAUUUGAGCUAAGGGAGGGCCGCGGCAGCGCGGUCUUCGGCAGCGGCGAGGCAGCCAACCUUGAGAACUGGAAGCUGCGUCUGCGGCUUCGCGGACAUGAGGUCAACGUAGCGGAUGUGGCUUGGGCGCCCGACAGUCGCCGCCUGGCGACAGCAUCCGUGGACAACCGAGUCAAGAUCUGGGACACCACCAGCGGCGUCUGCCUUCGCACUCUCGAAGGUCAUAUUGGCCAUGUUAAGGGACUCGCGUGGGACCCCUUUGACGUGUAUCUGGCCAGUCAGGGUGACCGGGAGGUCAUUGUGUGGCGGCUGGAGGACGGCCAGCAGGCGUGUCGUCUGGAGGACCCUUUUGUGGGUGCACCUAUCGUUAGCUUCGCGUUGCGCCCCUCUUGGAGCCCCGACGGCCAGGUGUUGGCGCUACCCAACGGCUAUGAAAACGGGGUGCAUGUAGUGCCGCUCAUCCGACGAAACACCUGGGCCCCUCGGGAGUUCUCCCUGGUAGGACACCGGGGGCCUGUCACGGUGGUGCGACAUAACCCGCACCUGUACCUGUCACCGCGAAGCAGCGGCGGUGGCGGCGGCGGCGGGGAAGCCGCCGCCGGCGCGCCAGCAGCGGAUGACGAUGCAGGCGCAGGAGGCAUUGCCGCUGUGGGCUCUUCAGACAAGUCCUUCUCCGUGUGGCACCCCGAAGUGGAGGCGCCGUUGCUUGUGGGCCGCGGCUUUUUUGACCGUAUGAUAAACGACGUGGCCUGGAGCGCCGACGGCCGCGUGAUGAUGCUGGCGUCGCAGGACGGUAGCGUGACUAGCGUAGUGUUCCAAGAGGGAGACCUGGGGAGCCGCGUGUCGGAGACAGAGGUGCAGGCGCUGAUGGCGAAGUUGUACGGUGACCCGCGGCUCCGAAACCAAAAGGCCGCGCUGACAGCAGCGCCAGACCUGCUGCAGCUGGAGGUCCGUGCGCGGGCGGAUGUGGAGCGAGAGGAGCGGCUGAACAACAGGCUGGGGCCAAGGGCGGCAGUCGCGGCGGCGGUGCCGCCGCCGGCUCCUGUGGCAGCGGGAGCCCUGCGGCCUCCCGUGCCGCAGCAGCGGCCGCCGGUGGCAGCAGCGGCAGCAGCGCCGACGGUCGCACCAAGCAACGGGUCGACAGCCCAGACGGGCCGAUUGCAGCCGCAACCCUCAGGGGCAGCGGUGGCGGCGUCGCAGCCGGCAGUGACCAGCACACAGCGAGCCGCCAGUCCUGCGAAGCCUGCCGCUCCCGGCGCCGGUGGGCGAGCAGGUUCAGGCAGCAAGGAUCCCGAGGUGCAACCAGCCAAACGCCCUGCACUGCAGCCCGUGCAGCUUGCAGCGGCUGCUGCGGCGCCGCCUCCAGCCACGGCGGCAGGACAGCAGCGAGGGGGGAAUGUAGCUUCAAGAUUAGCGGCGACGACUGGUGCAGGUAGCGGGACCACCGGCAUCCCCGCCGCCACUGCUAGCGGCGACGCGUUCGGCGCUGCCGUGCCGCCGCCGGCGGGUGGCGGGCCGUCGGUGCACCUCGUGCCGCCGGAGCCCAUCAAGCCCAUUCUGAGCGCGUUGAUACCCUUGCGUAGUGGCGUGGCGGGCGAGGUGCCGCUAACUUUAGAGCUCCAAGCUAACAACACCGGCCGAGAUGUCCGGCAGCGUCCCGUGGCCGAGCUGGUGUGCCUGUCUGGCGCCCGGCGUCAGUGGUCGGAUGCGUUGCAGGGCCAUGUCGUGGCGCUAGCGGGUUGCAGCCGCUUGAUUGCCGCAUCGACUGCCAAUGGAGACCUCAUGGUGUACAGCUUGGCAGGCCGGCGGCUGUUCCCGCCGAUCCGGCUGGGCGCCCCGGCCUCCUUCCUGUCCGCAGCGGCAGGCAGCGGGGUGCUGGUGGCGCUGCUGGCGGACGGGCAGCUACGCACAUGGGACUUCGCAGCUGGGGAGAGCUUGCUAGAGAUCAGCGUGGCGCCGCUGCUGGCUGGAGAUGCAGCACAGCAGGGCCUGCGGGUUGCCGCCGUACGGCUGAGCUCCGGGGGCUCCCCUGUGGUGGUGCUAUCUAACGCCUACGCCUACGUUUACCAGACUGACCUGCGCUGCUGGAUGCGGGUGGCGGAUGACGCCUUCCCGGCCUCUGCAUACACCUCCAGCAUGUCUGCCACUCCGGGUGAGCUCAGCCGGCUGCAGGCCUCCGCAGCACAGCGGCGCCACCCGCAUGAUGUUCUGGCGGCGAGCGCCACUCACGCCGCGCGUCCCGCCGCCGCCAGCCGCAGCGAACAGGCGCUGCUUGAGCACAAUAUGGCAGCGGCGGCGCCACGGCUCCGAGACCUCAUUUCCGAGCUCAUGGGGCCACUACGCUUCGGCAGCGCCACGCACGCAGGGCCAGGCCCAGGGCUAGCAGGUCAGAGCCGGGGCGCAGCUGCCGCCGCCUUUGAGCCGCCACUGGCGUCGUCCGUGGUAGGGCGCUGGCAGCCCAGCAUCCUGGGCUUUGACAAGCGGCGCCUUCUGCGGGAGGUUGUGCUCAAGGAGGUGGCCAAAAACCGCACCUACCAGCAAUUGGUUUCGGAGGUUCUGGACCAGCUCAAACAUGUGGACGCAGCGGCUCCGGGUCAGCCAGGGCAUGUCCGGCCACCCAGCGGCACGACAGCUGGGGCUGCGGCUGCAGUCGCAG